Aplysia californica (California sea hare) is the source of this 7077-nucleotide messenger RNA. RefSeq names its product pre-mRNA-splicing factor CWC22 homolog. The record is from RefSeq and is a predicted model, not a curated record. The coding region runs from base 152 to 5752 and encodes 1866 amino acids. The transcript has 20 exons. NCBI's taxonomy places the organism in Eukaryota, Metazoa, Mollusca, Gastropoda, Aplysiida, Aplysiidae. Gene Ontology annotation, biological process: mRNA splicing, via spliceosome. Gene Ontology annotation, cellular component: catalytic step 2 spliceosome. Gene Ontology annotation, molecular function: RNA binding; protein binding.
ACAGCUUGACUUCCGGCUGUAGCCGAGUCUUCGUUGUUGUGCCCAUUGCUUCUUGUGUGUGUGGUUCGUCAGUGGAUCGUUUAGCAAGUGACUAGUAACGGUCUACAAGUGUUUUCUUACCCCUACAUUUGGAAAAUUCGAAAGAGACACCAUGCCACGCAAAAGGCGUAGCAGUAGUAGAAAUGACAGUGAUUCUUCUGCAUCAGAAGACUCUUCUGAUUCUGAUUCAGGGAGUCCAGAUGACAGGCACUCUCGGAAAGUUUCUGAUACCAAAAAGUCUGACAAGUCUUCACGUAGGUGUUCAUCCAAGCAAAGUCCAUCUGGUGCGAGGAAAGACAAGGAUGGUGACAGGAAUGGCAAUAGUGACAGGAGAAAGGUCAACAGAGAAAGAGAUCGCAGUGCUUCAAGCAGUGAUAAACGAAGAUCAAAAGAGCCAAGUCACAAAGAGGAAAGCAGGAUGCGUGGAUCAGACAGAUCAGGUUCUCGCAGAAAUGAAAGAGAGGACAGUUUAGAUAGGGGCAAAGGUAGAAGAGACGACAAGUCUGACAAACGGAGAAGCGAAAGAACUGAAGACUCGGACAAACAUCGAGCACAGAGAGGUGACAGGUCGGUGGAAAGACAAAGUGAUAGGAGAGAUGAUCGACAGAGAAAUGAUGGCCGCGACACGGAAGCUGGUGAGAAAAGACGAGAUGCAGGAAAGGGUUCUAGUCGCAGAGAUAAAGAUAAUUCUCGUGAUAGAGACAGUACCGAGAAAGAUGUAGAUACAAGGCGUGGUAAGAGAAUUGAGGAUAAUGCAGAAAGAGAGGUUUCCGUGGAGGAUGACAGAAGGAAAGAAAGAAGGGACAAAACUAGCGGAGACAAAAUGAGCGAUAGAAAAGACAAGGAAAAAAGUUCUUCUAGUAAAAGUAGAGAGAAGAGAGAAGAUGAGGGAGGUGCUGAGAGAUCAAACAGCAGAGAUGUGCAGAGGGAGGCUCGUGAAAAAAGUAAGAAAAAGUCGAAGAGAGAAGAAAGUGAGUCAGAGUCAGGAAGCCCAUCCAGAGAGAACAAAAGUGUCUCUAAGCGUAAAGUGAAAAAAGUUGAGAAGGAGAAAGGGGAUUCGUCAAGUAGCAGUGAGAACAGCUCAAGCUCAGAGCCAGAGUCUACCUCAGAUGAGAGGAAGACUGAGGCUUCUUUGGUGCCCUACGGCGAUGCGAAGAAGGGCCAGGUUUAUAAGAGAUCAGGUCGGGGAGUUGGAAGAGAGUCGCAGGAAGAAGACUCUGUUAGAAUUGCCAGUAAGAAAAAGGGUAGAAGCACAGAACGGCACUCUGUCGGUGCGGAGGAGGGUGAUGACCCUGAUUCUAGUUCUGAGGCCGAAGCUGUACGCAGCAGGAAGUCCAAGAAUAGCUCGAAAAGUGAGCAGGCUGAUGUUUCAGGAAGUAAAGGUCUCCCUGAUCGAAAUGUUUCUCGCAGCGAUGAUAGUAAGCGAAGGCAGGAAGCUGUGGAUUUUGAAGAGCAGGAAAAGCAUGACAGCACUCCAGAGAGAGACAGGAGUGUUAAAGAUGAUGAAGAUCUAAAGAAGGAACAAGAGGAUGAUCAAGAGAAAGAGGAAGGAGAGAUAUCGGAGGAAGAAGAGGAAGUGCUGGAGAAGCCCCUCAUUGCUAUCAGCGAGGAUAUAUCUGACAUCAGUAGCGAUGAAGAAAGCUCAUCAAAACCCCAGCGCCCAGCACCGCCAUCCCAGUUGGGCAUGGCACCUGAGAUGUCCCCGGGAUCUCCUGGCACGCCUCCCCCCGAGGAAGAGGAAAAAGCAGACAGUGUCACGAAAGAGUCACGAAAAGCUGCCAAGUCUGGCCAGGCUGGUGGUAAAGACUCGUCCAAAAAAUCUGGCCCUGGUGGAGAGAGCAGGACCAGGUCUAUGGUUCAGGUGGUGAGCAAGGCGAGCGGCAGAUCGGAAGAGAGGGGGAAGGAAGAAGAAGAGGGGGAGGUGGCAGCUCCGAGUCAACGUGAACGACCACAGCUUGAGAGCGAGAGUGAGGAGGAGGAAGAGGAAAGGCGCCACCGGCAUGGCGGGAAGAUGGGCAGUUCUGUCUCCGUGGUCCGCUCUGCUGGUCGAGACAGAGGGGCAAGUCCACCCAGGGAGAGAUAUAGUGGUGGUGGAGGAAGUGGUCGUUACGACAACCGCUGGCAAGAUAGGCACGAUCGUUUUGAGCGCAGUCGGCGAGAACGAAGCCCUCUGGAGAGAAGAAGAGAUGACAGAGACCGGAAGCGUCACAACAGAGAGGAUGAUGAAGGAAAGUCUGAACAAACGUCUCCUAAAAAGGACAAUGACAGGGUUAAAGAUGCCAAAGAAAGCAGAGCCAAGAAGCCUGAGCCAAAGCUGGUGGGCGGAAUUGACAUAACUAUGAGAACUGGUGGGGCUUACAUCCCACCUGCCAAACUGCGCAUGAUGCAGGAACAGAUCACUGACAAGACAAGUGCGGCCUAUCAGCGCAUGUCCUGGGAAGCUCUCAAGAAGAGCAUCAACGGUCUGAUCAACAAGGUAAACGUGUCCAACAUCAUCGAAAUCACCAAAGAACUCUUUCAGGAGAACAUUGUCAGAGGACGUGGUCUCCUUGCACGCUCUGUGAUCCAAGCUCAGGCUGCUUCUCCAACCUUCACCCACGUCUAUGCUGCUCUUGUAGCCAUCAUCAACACCAAGUUCCCCCAAAAUGGCGAGCUCAUGUUGAGACGUCUGAUCCUGAUGUUUAAGCGAGGCUUCCGAAGAAAUGACAAGGCUCUCUGCCUUUCCUCCACCCGAUUCAUCGCACAUCUGGUUAACCAAGUCGUGGCCCAUGAAGUGAUCGCCCUCGAGGUCCUGACCUUAUUGCUGGAGACACCGACCGAUGACUCUGUGGAAGUGUCCAUCGGGUUUCUGAAGGAAUGUGGCCAGAAGUUGACAGAGGUCACCCCAAGGGGUGUUAACUCUAUUUUUGAACGUCUUCGCAAUAUCCUUCAUGAGGGUCAGUUGGAUGUUCGCGUCCAGUACAUGGUGGAGGUCAUGUUUGCCAUCCGCAAGGACGGGUUCAAGGACCACGUGUCUGUGAUGGAGGAGCUGGACCUGGUGCAGGAGGACGAGCAGUUCACUCACCUGCUGCUGCUGGAGGACGCCACGGCCGGGGACGAGAUGCUCAAUAUUUUCAAGGAAGAUCCAAACUUUGCAGAAAAUGAAGAGAAGUACAAGGCAUUAAAGAAAGAAAUUCUGGCGGAAGGCAGCUCUGACGAAGAGUCUGGCGAAAGCUCAGGUUCCGGAUCGUCGGACAGCGAGGAUGAGGAGGAAGAAGAGAAGGAGCAACAACGGAUCAUUGACCAGACAGAGACAAACCUGGUGGCUCUGAGGCGAAUGAUCUACCUGACCGUGCAGUCAAGUUUGGACCACAAUGAAUGUGCUCAUAAGAUGCUCAAGAUGGAGUUGAAGCCAGGACAAGAGGUGGAAUUGUGCAACAUGAUCCUGGAUUGCUGUGCUCAACUCAGGACAUAUGAAAAGUUCUUCGGGUUGCUAGCUCAGAGGUUCUGCCAGAUUGACAAGAAGUACAUAGAGCCGUUCCAGCAGAUCUUCAUGGAACAAUAUGAGACAAUUCACAGACUGGAGACCAACAAAGUGAGGAACGUGUCCAAGUUCUUUGCCCACCUUCUGCACACUGAUGCCAUCUCCUGGGGGGUGCUGAGUGUUGUCAAGUUGACGGAGGACGACACAACGUCUGCUAGUCGCAUCUUUCUCAAGAUUCUCUUUCAGGAACUAUCAGAGUACAUGGGUCUGCUCAAGCUUAAUGAAAGGCUCAAGGAUGCCACUUUGUCUGUCUACUUCACCGGCAUCAUGCCAAGGGACAACCCCAAAAAUACCAGAUUUGCCAUCAAUUUCUUCACCACCAUCGGACUGGGUGGUUUGACCGAUGACCUGCGUGACCACCUCAAGGUCGUGGCCAAACAGAUCAUGCAGCAGAAGCAAGAGGCAGAGCAGGCAGAACUGGCGGCCGCAAAGUCAGCCUCUAGUGACGAAUCUUCGUCCAGCUCAGAUUCCUCUGAUUCAGAGAGUUCUUCAGCCUCUGACUCGGAAGCAGAGCCAAAGAAGAAGAGAAGACGGAAAUCUCCUGAGAAGAGUGGGAAAAAGAGCAGCAAGACCUCGGGGACAAAGAAAAGUGACGACAGAUCAAAACACAGAAGCAAGCCUGGCAACAAAUCAGAGAGUGCUCAGAGGAAACCUGACGACAGCGGAGCAAAGGUUGGCGGAAAGAGCGGAAAGAAAUCAUUGGGCCGAGACGCAGAGAUCAAUGGAGAGAAUCGCUCUGGUAGGAGGACCAUUGCUGAUCGACUGCUGGACAUGGCUCAGUAUGGACAAGCCCGCGGUGAGGAUACAUCCAACAGUGGUGGUGGUGGCCAGAGAGAUGGGGAGGAGGGCCGAAGGGGAAGACCAGGAGGAGAGGAAGACAGAGGGAAGGGAAGACAAAGAGAGGACGAGGACAGGAGAGAAAGAAGAGGAAACCAGGAGGUGUUGGAAAACAGGGACCGGAGAAGGGGACAAUCGAGAGGAGAGGAAGACAGGAAACGGGGAAGAUCAGAUAUGGAGGAGGACAGGAGGGGAGGAAGAUCGAAUGAGGAGGAUAACAGAAAGGGAGGACGAGGGACAUCAAAUGAAGAGGAAGAUAGGAGGGGAGGAAGGGGAAGAUCAAAUGAGGGGGACGAGAGAAGGAAAGGAAGGGGACGAUCUGAUGUGGAGGAAGACAGGAGGGGAGAAAGAGGAAAACGAAUGGAGGAAGACAGGAGAGGAGGAAAAGAAAGACCGGCAGCUGAAGAAGAAAGGGACAGAGGAAGAGGAAGGCGGACAGAGGAAGAUGGGAAUGGAAGAGGAGGAAGGGGAAGACAAGAUGUGCACGACAGCCGAGAGAGGAAUGGGAGCACAAGGGAGAGGGGAAGGGACAGAGACAGUAGUGGCAGAGGGAGAGAGAGAAGCUUAGAAGAAAAUGGCAGCCGCAGUUACGACAGGAGACAAGAGGGCAAUGCAGGAAGAGGUAGAGAGAGGUCCAGGGACAAUAGAAUGGAGGGGAGAGCUAAAGCCAGCGAUUACUUCAAUGAUGGUAGAAAAAGUGAAGAUAGAAGUCAUGAGAGAGGGUCAGAUGGUCUCGCCAGAGGGAGGCCGGACAGAAAGAGAGGAGCUCCUGAAGAUGACCAAUCUCGACGGACUAGUAGAGAGGACCCCAGAAGGGGAAGCAAGGAAGAGCGUAAAGGAAAGAGAAAACGGGGAAGGACAAGCGAGGAGGAAGAGGAGAGUGAGUCCAGUGUCGACAGAAGUGCGAGUCGCAAGGCGAAGCAGGCACGGGUGAACGGCUCUGCUGUGCGGCCUUCAGAAUCGCACAAAGGGGGUCGUGGUGACAAGUCAAAACACAAACAGCAGGAAAAACACUCGAAAGAAGACAGCUCUUCCGGCAGUGAUUCUGACAACUCCAGCGAGGAGUCGGAGAAGGACAGACGUAAAUCUUCCAAGGAUAAGGUGAACACAUCAAAGCAGAGAAAGAGGAAGAGUUCGGUGUCUUCAAGUAAGGGCUCAGGGUCGUCGUCGUCAUCAUCAGCCUCAUCUUCAUCGCCAUCUUCGUCGUCGUCAUCAUCCUCAGACGAAGAGGCUGAUGAGCAGGAGAAGAGAAUCAUCAAAAUGAAGAAAGGUGGUGGAGGGGGGAGGGACGCUGCUGAUCGCAGGGAACGAGGGAGGGUCGGAAGGGACAGGAGUCGAGAUAGACGUAGGUGAUCUGAGUGUCAGACAUCCAAAGGAACAUGCUUACCAAGUAUUUUACGCUGUAAAUUUUCCUGGAAAAGAAGGCAGGUUGUGAUGAUAUCAUCCAACAAAAUCAUGUCUCUGACAGGUAACGGGUUCUGGCCAUGGCAUAAUUGGGAGUUGAAAAUUUGUCAAUUUCUCCCCACUUGCGAUGUUGAUAGAGCAGCUCCUCUCUUCUCUUUGUUAAAUUGAGGAAAACCCCAGUGGUCGACAGGCAACUGAAAGGGCAUUUUACAGCACAAGUAGAAGCUGAACUGUUAGUUUGAGAUUUGCUUAUAUACUUUCUCGAUUGGUCCUUAUGGAUCGAGGUCUUGGGAUUGAUAAAAUGUAAGGCAGCGUGGUGAAAUCAAGUGCUUGUCAAAAUAAUGAAAUCCAGGCACUCGUCAAAAUAAUGGAAUCAUGGAAAACACAAUUUUACUUGACGUUGGCACUUUUUUCUUUUUUUUUUGGACCUUAUAUGAUGUCCAUUUUAAAACACAUUUCUGUGUGGAUAUAACUGAAAUUAAUUGAUCGGAGGCACACAAAAAAAAGUAAAUUUCCGGUUUCCAAAGACACUCAAAGCUUUGGAAGCCACCCACCCCCUAUAAUCACAAAUACCUCGACUUCUAUUUAAGUUAGAUGGUAUAUUUUUCGCCAAGUGCAAGACAAAUGAACAAGCUUUAUGAUACUGAACUCUAUAUGCCCAAAAAUUGACAAGUGCCUGAUUCCACCACGUCAUGACACAAAUGAAUGAUUUAUGUCUUGGGUUUUCUUAUGAUUUGAAACAAUGUUGCUGUAUCGCCAGGAUUGGCCUUUUCUAUGUUUUUUCUUCAUUUUGCCUUGGGAUUUAAAAAAAGACAAAAACUUGAUGGCUGAAUUUUACAUUUAAAGGCAUUAUUUCUUUCUCCUAAAAGAGAGAAUAAGUGGGGGGGUUAAACCAAGCUUUGCUCUCUUUUUUUUUUUUUUUGUGGAAGUAGGCUAUUCCAGUUGUAUUUUUGGUAUUCCUGCUGAAUUCUUACAGAAAGUGACACUUUGAGAAGUCUGUAGAGCAGUUUCCCCUAGAAAAGAAAGUAUUGUUUUGCUGCAUUCCAGCCACUUGGAGGGGUAGUUUACAAUAAGCCUGCAAAGACAAAACAAGCUCACAUGUGCAAGUGUUAUUCUUAAUGAACCAGUGCCUGUCCUUGUUUUGGGAAAGCACAUUUUGGUUCUACACUUUUUUGUACAUUGACAAGAAUGUAUGACUGAAGUUUUUGAGUGAUGAUGAUAAUGUUUGCACUUUCAGACUGAAUGAAAUAAAUGAUGGACAAUAGCUGGCUUCA